GUGGCUGCGGACGGUCGCGCGUCGCUUCGUGAUUCGUAAAGACGAUCUCGAUUCGUGAAGACUCGAUGUUGUGACUCGAAUUCUAGUGCUAGUGUUGUGUUGUGUUGUGCUAUUGGAUUUGUCGAAAGUUGUAAAAGGUUACUUUCACGAAGCUGUAUUGAACCUACAUAGGGCGAUGACGUGAGAUGCGGCGAUGUCGGCGCGGUGCCCCUGACAACAUGACGACACUGCUGCUGCUGCUGCUCGUGCUGCUUGCGACUGCCGUCCCGAGCUUGUGCUCGCACCGGCACGGGCACGACAUAUCCACAGAGGGCCCCGACCCCGACGUACAGAGGGACAACGCCACGCAUCAUGGGAAGGACCGAGGUGGUUGGUCACAGUGGAGCGAGUGGUCGCUGUGUUCUCGGACGUGCGACGGGGGGGUGUCGCGACAGCUGCGGACCUGCGCCUCCCCCGCCGGCUGCCGGGGGGAGCCCGUGAGAUACAAGAUAUGCAAUAUGCAGCCCUGCAAAGGCAACUCAUCACUGCUAGAAGACGUGUGGCGCGAGCAGCAGUGCAGCGCGCACGACGCCACCCCGUACGGCGGCGAGCUGUUCCACUGGCGAGCGCACAGGGACGACGACGAACCGUGCGCGCUCACGUGUAGAGGCACGCCGCAGCACAGCGGCCAGAGCCCCGAGCCGACGGUGGCGCUGGAGGACGACGAGCGAGUGGUGGUGGCGGUGUUGGCGGCGCGCGUAUCCGAUGGCACGCGCUGUCGGCCCGGCAGCCUCGACAUGUGCAUCGAUGGACGGUGUCAGCGUGUCGGCUGCGACCUCCGCGUUGGUUCGUCGCGGCGCGUGGACGAGUGCGGGGUGUGCGGGGGGGACGGGUCGUCGUGUUCUCGCCCGCGGUACCACUGGCUCGCUACGCCGGGAUCGCUGUGUUCCGCUACUUGUGGAGGAGGUUAUAAGAUGUCGCUGGCUGUGUGCCGUGACCGUCUGACGGGUCUGGACGCGCCGGAGGAGCUGUGUGACGGUUCCGGCAAGCCCGCCUCCGCCGUCGUGCGCUGCAACACCCAUCCUUGCCCCUUCAAGUGGUACGUGGGGGAGUGGGGGGCGUGCAGCGCGACGUGCGGCGGCGGCGUGCGCGAGCGCCGCGUGCUGUGCGCGCGCUCCGCCAACCUCAGCCGCGCCGACACAUACGACCCAGAGACGAGCUCCGAGCCGGGCUGCGUAUCGCCGGCGCCGCGCUCGACGCAGCCCUGCAACGACGAGGAGUGCGCCACCUGGGUCGCCGGACCCUGGUCUGGGUGCUCGGUGUCAUGCGGCGCGGGGGUCCAGGUGCGUGGUGUGGAAUGCUCGCCGGCGGGGGGCGGCUGCGACCCCGCCGCCCGCCCAGACAUCUCCCAGCCCUGCUCCACCGGCAUCACCUGUCCAGCGUACAGAGAGGCCGAGCCGGAGGACGACAUUGAAGAUCUGUUACCUGGGGUGGUAUACCACACGCAGCCGCUGAUCCAGCCCUACCCGCCGCGCGCUGAACAGCUGGUCGGAGACCCAGAUGUGCCUGUUGAAGCUACUUACAUCAAGGACGAUGAGUGGGGACCUUGUAGCGUCACUUGUGGAGAAGGAUGGAGGAAGAAGGAAGUUCACUGCAAGAUCUUUCUAGAAUUCAGCAGAACGAUCGCGAAGCUACCGGACAGCAAAUGCAUGGGGCCAAAGCCUGCGGAGGAGACGGAGAGAUGCUCAAUGGAACCGUGCUCGAUGGCAUACGGCACGUCGUUUGGUGACUCCAGUGCUCCUGCUUAUAAUAACGGUGGUGCUGAUAGGUCUCUGAUAUUCGGCACGAGCAGUAACAUCAGAGUCGCGCCCGGUUCCCCCGGGAAGUCUUAUUCCUGGAAGGAGAAGGGCUAUACCAGCUGCAGUGCAUCCUGUUUGAGUGGUGUUCAGGAACUAAUAAUCCAGUGCGUCCGGGACGAGGACGGCAAAAAUGCAUCCCCAUACAUGUGCGACCCUCUCACAAAGCCGGAGAAUAGAGUCCGGACCUGCAACGACCACCCCUGCCCGCCGAGAUGGAAUUACACGGAGUUCUCCCAGUGCACCAAGUCGUGCGGCAUCGGCAUACAGACCAGAGAAGUCACCUGCAUACACGAGGUAACCCGCGGCGGCACAAACACGGUGGUGGUACCGAACAGCAUGUGCCCGCAGCCGCCGCCGCCCGACCGCCAGUACUGCAACGUGCUGGACUGCCCCGUUCGCUGGCACACCGGCGACUGGUCCAAGUGCUCCAAGACGUGUGGAGGAGGAGUUAAGCAGAGAGAGGUGGUGUGUAAGCAGAUAAUGGCGCAGUCUCACGUGGUGGAGCGGCCGGCGGGCCAGUGCGGCGCCGCUCGCCCGGCCUCCACUAAGGCCUGCAACACCAGACCCUGCUUGCUCGAUACAGCAUCACCAGAGAUCGCGCUCGCCAACUCCUCUUACAUACAGCACGACCCUAAGAAGAAGAAGGUGACAGUAAAAGUUGGGGGUUCAGCGACCAUAUUCUACGGCACGCAGCUGAAAAUCAAGUGUCCUGUGAAGGGAUACAACAGGACGAGGAUACAGUGGGCCAAGGACAACCAGAUCAUAUCCAAGUCCAAGAAGUACAAGAUAUCUAAAAAGGGUGCGCUCCGCAUCACCUCGGUCUCGUUACGCGACCACGGCGUGUACACGUGCGCCGCGGGACGCUCGUCCGCCAGCCUGUCACUGUCCGUGAAGCCCAGACCAGGAGAGUUCCCCUCGUCGGAGGAGAUCGACAGACACAAGGCACUGGAUGAACCCUCGUCACCGCUGGCUGAUAGAGCGGACGGGCGAUACCGCGCGAUGGUGGGCGGGGACGACCAGUCGCACGAGCAGCGCCCGGGGGACCAGAAGAAGAGCUAUAAGGGGAAGCAGAAAGGUAAAGUGGACAAGGUGCGCGACGCGCUCUACGGCACGACCAGCACGCGAGCCGCGCCCAGCUACAACUCACAGGCGAGGGACAUCUACGAUGAGAACGAGGAGAGUGCCGUGUCGUCUCAGAUGCUCCCGCCCAAACGGAACGGCGCGGCCUCGCUCGUGCCAUGUCUACAUUACCUUAUGAUGCAACUACAGACGUUGUGGACCUUCCAGACGAUCACGAACUCCAGGGGUCAGCGCACGGUGGACUCCGUGAUGUACGAGAACUACGGCCCGCCCAUACAGACUCAGGUCAUCAACCUCCCAGACAAGCAGCUAGUCUUCCCGCAAGAUGAUGAUUCAGACAUCAUCAUAGUCAACGAAGACUAUCACAAGACCAACUUCAACGAGAGGAAUCACAUAGAUGAUGCUGAUGAAAUUGUUGAAACUACGACUUUUAAAGCUACUACAGCUGCAGACGCGAGCGAGUACGUGUGGAAGACCACUGAUUGGUCUCCGUGCAGCGCCCCCUGUGGACAGACCGGGCAUCAGAUCAGGGGAGCUGUAUGCCAGCACAAGGUCGAGAACGACACGCGGACGGUGGAGGCGGAGGAGUGUUUAUCCCGUCUCUCUGCGCCAGCCGUGCUGCGAGACUGCACGAGUGACUCCUGCGCGCAAUGGACCGCCGCGCCAUGGUCCGAGCCGAGAUGUCUGCCUAGUGGAGCUGCGGUACAGCGGCGGCGCGUGCAGUGCGUCUCCGGCGCGGGCGUGCGGCUGGCGGACGCGGCGUGCGUGUACAGCGCGCCGCCCGAGCGUGCACGUCGCGCCCCGCCCUGCCACCCGCAGUGGGUCGUCGGCCCGUGGACCAAGUGCAAAGGUCCAUGCGGCGCCGCGCGUCAGCACCGCGUGCUGCGCUGCGUGUGGCGGGCCGCGGGGGCACGGCGGCGGGGGCGGGAAGCGCGGCGCGAGCGGCCCGCUGCGGCCUGCAACUCGCCGCGACCUGACGUCACGCGGGAUUGUGUCGUCGAGUGCACGACGGAUGUCCCCUGCAAGGACACGUCUCGAUUCUGCGAGAACGUCCGCGCGAUGCGGUUGUGCGCGCUGCGGCGGUACCGCGACCAGUGCUGCAAGACCUGCGACGACUAGGCCAAAGAAUUCUCCUUCUUUCGUAUGGCCGACUCAACGAGUUGCCAAUGUCAGAGUGGCUCGAGUAGACUUUGCUCUGUUGUUAGUCUGGUGGAGCAACAAGGGUGCGAUUACCCACGGAAUUGUUACAUAAGUAUUAUCGUGUGAUCCUACGUCAGUUUGACACUGACAGUAACAUGUGUCAGCGUUGACAGGUGACGUUUUCAGAAUUGAGUGGAGCAGGGAAGAAGAACUUUGAUAGGUCUACCCUUUUAAUUUUAAAUAUCGAGUGGUAGACCCAUCAGCGAAGCUUUUUGGCCCGCCUCGGUGUAGUUUUUAUCUCGAAAACGUCAAGUGUCAUACGUCAAUUAACGUUUGAAGUUUGACAUUGACAUGUUGAAUGACUUUUUGUUUACUAGCAACAUCUUCAAUGAACUUUCAGUUAAAUCAAAUGUACUUAAAUAGUUAUACGAGAUUAUCAGUGUUUUAUAUCGCGAAUAUACGGAACUCGAAUGGGUAAUCUAGUCGUGAUUGUAUUUAAAUACAGCGUACAGCGUACUGGGUACUUAGACGAGUUUCAUUUGACAAUUUUAACAGCCUACUUAGAAGUCAAAAAUGUAUGGGAUUUGACAUAACGCGUCGCUAAGUGACAUACACGCUUGCGAUGCCUUAUGUCCAAUCUCAUACAUCUUAUUCCUUACUUCUCUGUCGGAAUUGUCGAAUACAAGUUGACUAAGAACUCUGCAAAUUAAUAACGCUGCUGUAAAAGAAACACUAGUUUAAAUUAUGUAAACUAUUGUUAUUUUGAAUUACUGUGUGUUCUGUUAAAAUAUUAAAUUAGCUAUGGAAUAAUAAAAUUCAAUCUCCAAAGUAAAAAAAACAAUUCCUUGCAGUAUAAAAAUAUAGGAUAAUGAAUUUUCAUCGCCUGAAAUAAAGUUACCUGCUAAAGACUGGUUGUGGAACAUGCAGAAAUUUGUACAUUGACCCAUCACUACUUGCCCAUUUUCGCUCGCGCACAAAAAUAUAUCUAGUUCUUAUCUAUGCCAACGCGAGAAUAAAAACGUGGUUUGAAAUUAAAGAGAGCCGCAUAGAUUUGCGCGCGAAAGGACAGGUGAGGAUAGGUCAACGUACAUUUUCUCGUGCUCCAUGUCCGGACUUUACCCUAAUACACAAUUUUUUAUAAAAGUACCAUGUUCUUGUAACUAGUGUGUAGUUAUUUAUUAUGUUAAUGAAUGAUUGUAUGCAAAGUAUGACGUGCCAUUUUCUGGUCUUUAGUUAAAACGUUCCAGCGUUUUUUACUUUCCUUUUUCCUUUUGUUAGUUCUGUGGUUUAUUAUUAAAUAAAGUUCUCAUCCUGCGCUGCAUUCCCACAUUUCGCCCGGAGCUUUAAAGAGAAUACUUUUAUCAAAAUAAUAACUUAAAUAUUCAACGACAUUCCAUUUUGUGAGCAUUCUCCACAAUCGAAAGUGUAAAUUGUUUUAAAUAUUGUAUUUUAAUAUAUUCUAGCGUAAGUAGCCAACAAAAUAUUUAGAAGAAAUAUUUUGUACGAUCAUAGCCACGUGUAAAUACACAUAUUAUAUAGUAUAUAAGCACUCGCUACGCUUAUAUAUAAUUAAAUGAAUCGUUGAAGUUGCACAAAAAUAGUUGAUGCAAUGAAUGUAUAGGGACGUAGUCGAAGCCAAAACUGUUGAGGACACUCGCGUGAAGUGUUUAGUGAAUUAUAUUCAAAAUUAUUUAUAAUGUGAGUUGUUACUAUUCCUUUGAUCGAAAUUUAUCUCGCGACUAUCAUAGAUAGCUAAAAUAGAGCAUUACUACUAUCAGUUAUAUUAAAAAUAUAUUCGUAUAUUGUAUACUAAAUUCUAAUGAUAAAAGCAAUAUAAAGUCGCUUAAAUAUAUAAUGUAUAUAGUCGGCGUGGAUGAUAUGUGCCCUUCGUGGAAUGGGAGUUAGGCAAAUAUUUUUUCGACCAUUUAGUUAGAUAUAGCCAUCGUAACACGGUUCGAAGUGAAAUGUUAUCCGAUUUUAUGAAUUGUGCGUGAAAUCUGUUAUUUUUACCUAGCGAAUACGGCGCUAUGGCUCGCAGCUAAAAUUUAUAUUCAUCGUCAUAUGAAAAUGUUUAUUUUUCGUUUAGACCGUGAACCGUCCGUUGUUUUAAACGUUUUCGUUUAUAUCCCGAAACUGUGCUGUAUUUAGCUGCCAGCGAUAGCCGAAAGCUUAAAUUUAAUCCUAGUGACGAAUGUAUAGCUCAAUAAGUAAGAUGUAUUGUUUAAAUCACAAAAUCAUAUCGUCUGUAACUGCCAAUUAUAUAAAAUAGCAAAGAUAGCACUUUUGUCGGUGACCGUACUUCGCUUUUUGCGUUCGAAGAGUACUACGUCAGGGUAUCUGAAACAAUGUAAAAUUAAAAUUAUAUUUUCUGUUUUACUACGUAGUUAGUACAUUUUGUAAUGUUACAUGGAAAAUAUUCUGUAUUAAGCCCUUAAAAGAGAAUUUAAUGAUGAGACAAAUUCUGUUGCUAUUCGAGGACAGAUAGAUUCAUUCACCAUUAUUAUAAAACUUUUUAUAGUAUGUAACUUGUCAUCGUCAUUAUUGUUUAGUAAUAUUAUUAAUAUACUAUCGAUUCUGAAUUGUCCUGCUCUCUUUGGAGAUUAAACUUUAAUACAAAAUAUUUUCACAAAAGUAUUAAAUCGAGUUCAACAAGUAUUAAACAUUGGCAAUAUUAUUUUUAGCUUCAUAGUACAUAGACGGAAAUGUAUAUUGUACCUACCAAAUUUUCAAAUAUAAAAAUAAAUUAUAUGACUAAGUUACUGAA
Molecule: messenger RNA, 6822 nt
Organism: Aricia agestis (brown argus)
Lineage: Eukaryota; Metazoa; Arthropoda; Insecta; Lepidoptera; Lycaenidae
Gene: nolo
Product: protein madd-4
Exons: 30
Coding region: 186-4037 (1283 amino acids)
Biological process (GO): extracellular matrix organization
Source: RefSeq, a predicted model, not a curated record